Molecule: messenger RNA, 2897 nt
Organism: Gigantopelta aegis
Lineage: Eukaryota; Metazoa; Mollusca; Gastropoda; Neomphalida; Peltospiridae
Product: E3 ubiquitin-protein ligase Midline-1-like
Exons: 9
Coding region: 1149-2828 (559 amino acids)
Molecular function (GO): protein binding
Source: RefSeq, a predicted model, not a curated record
GUGACAGUGGAAAAGGUGGUCAUAUGAGAGGGAAAUUUUAUAUUCCAGUCUCUUGAUAGAAUUCAGAAAAUAAAUUUAAUUACGAUGAAGACCACAAACACUCGAUGGAUGGUGACACCAGAAAGGUGACUGAAGCCACUCGGAAAAGAAGAGUGUUAUGAUAGAGAUCCGCCGACACGUAUCGAAUGGAAAUAUUUUCUAAUAAUGCGCCCAUGACAGACGUGCUUGAAUUUUUUUAUAUCCACUCAGAAAAAGAAGCGAGUUAAGGUGACAUCAUAAUAAUGUGCCCACGAGAGGCGUGCUAUAACCAAGAAGGUGGACUAUAGAGUUUAAAUCUAUUCUGAAGAAGAAAUGAGUUAUGCUGACAUCAAAAUAAUGUGCCCACGAGAGGCGUGUUUUAACGAGGAAGGUGGAUUUAAAUUUUAAGCCAUUCAGGAAACAAGUAAUGAGUUACGGUGACAAUAUACUAAUGUGCCCACGAAAGGCGUGUUUUAACCAGAAAGGUGACUGAAGCCACUCAGAAAAGAAGAAUGUGAUGAUAGAGAUCCGCUGACACUUAACGAAUGGAAAUAUUUUCUAACAAUGCGCCCAUGGCAGAUGUGCUUGAACCAGGAAAAUACAUUUUAAAGGGGCAGUUGUGAUAAAUUUCAGACACGGAAGUUCAAAGACACAUGGAAAUAUAUAAUAGUGCGCCCAGGACAGCCGUGCUUAUACCUAAGAAGUAAUUAUUCAAAGACAUUUGGGAUUAAAAAUAAAAAAAUAAAAAAUAAAAAAUCAGAUAGGGAAGCAUAAUGUGAUUGAACAGAAUUAGUUAACACCAGACUACUCGACGUAUAGAAACAUCAUAUAAUAAUGUCCAGGACUGACGUGCUUGAACCAGGAAAGUAAAUACCGUAUUAAAAAGCACCAGGGAUAAACUUUCAGACAAAAAGGCAAUAUACGUGUGGUAAAAUUCUUAUAAUAAUGUGCCCAGGGCUGGCGUGCUUUAACUAGGAAGAAUCUAGAUACGUUUGAAACAGAACUGAAAGAAAUGGAAUUAUAGGCUUAUGUCUGGCUUAUCCAGAGUGGCCACGAUAGGCGUGUCUAACCCGAGACUGGAUAGUUGAAACACCUUUUCAGAUCCCGAAUUGAGUCAGUGCAUUAUUGACAUGGAUUUAGACAGGGAUCUGCGAUGUCCCAUUUGUCUGGAGUUUUUCUCUCACCCCAUGAUUUUGCCCUGUUCGCACGUGCUCUGCCGGAAACCAUGCGCAGAGAACUUGUUUUCGUUCAACUUCAUCCGGUGCCCGGUGUGUCGAGAAAGCUGUUACGUGAAUGGCGGACUCGAGACUCUUCCGAGGGUGUUUGCUCUGGAAAACAUUAUUGAUAAAUUCAAAGCGGGAGGAUUUCGGAAGAGCAAAACGCAUCUAGAGUCACGUGACAGUAGUUCAGAACGCGCGCAAUGCAAUUUGUGUUGUGAACAGAGUCAAGCUGAACGAAAGAAAGCUAAGACAGUAUCCAGAAUCCAUUGCAGUUCUUCUUCUUGUAUAUCCGUCCCCAGGUGUGCGCGCUCUACUGACCAUCUUGAAUUAGAAUCAGGAGCCUCUUCGGUCAGUACGGAAGACAGACCUAUGUUCUGCAGCACGUGUCAACAGCUGUGCUGUCAACAACAUCUACAGCAGCACGUCCUCCAUGCAGUCAUUCCCAUAGAAGAAGCGUAUGCAAAGUUCAAGAUGUCGGUGGAGCAGAACGUGGUGAGUCUGUGGGAGGGGCGAUCCAGGGUCCAGGCCGUGCUUACAGAGGUGGAGGAAGACACGCUCUACCUGCAGAGCGUAAUACGGCGUAAGCGUGAUGAGGUUAAUGAACAGUGCGAUGCGCUCCUAUCAGAGGUGGAAAACAAACGAGAAUUCUUCCUGGCUGACCUCGACUGCGAAGAGCGCAUGCGUCGACACAACUCCGAUGACGUCACGAAAAUUCUACAAAGUGUACUGAGCUCGGCCAAAGAUCUUUGUAAAUAUUCACGAGAUGUUUUGUCUGCCGAUCCAGCCACAUUUCUUGAGGUUGCACCUGGUCUUCAAACACAAUUAAUCACCACUGCGCUGGAGUGCGCGAGUUGCCAUGCGCCGCCCCCGGAGGACGAGCGACUCAACUCUAAGAUCGUCGACUUGAGGAACCAGAGGAAAAUGCUCGCAGCCAUCAGUUAUCUGACACCGCCAGAAUCUCCGCGUAUUGACGUCAGCAAAUGCUCCAGAAGUGACAGCGUGGUGGCGCUAGUUGUUCUUCCGCCAUGCGCAUGUCAGGUUGACGAGUAUGUUGUCCACUACCACACGGAUAAACAGGCGUGUCUUGGCUUGGAAGACACGGUUUCUAUAGCAACAGAUAAUACACCAACCAGCAGUAAUCUACCAAAACACAUGGGGGAUCACGUGAUCUUGCUGGAUAACCUCCAGUCGGCUUCCACGUAUUAUUUCAACAUUUACGCGCGCAAUGCCGCUGGGAAGAGUGGUUCGUCUGAAAUCGUACAGUGCUGUACAUUACGUCAUACGGAGAGCGUUGUUCCAAUUCCUGUGAUAAUUGAAAGUCUUUGUCAUAGCUCCGAGACGUCCGCAUCCCUCCACAGCACCAGUCCGUUCGAUGUUUCGGUUGAGCAAGGCAUAGACCAUCGUCUGCUAUACAGACAGACUGGCAUGAAGACCCUCUGGAACAGCGAGACAUUCCUAGGCGAUGAGGUGCACACUGUACAUGGGCUGGAUUCAAACACAGAAUACGAAUUUGUUCUGCUGGCGGCGAACUUGAAAGGGGAAUGUCAACUGUCCAAUACAGUUGUCUUGCACACGUUGGCGUUAUUGUGAUGCGAAAUGUUCUUGUUAAAGAUUGUAGUAUAUGAAACUGGAGAUAGCAAUAAACAUGUUAGAAUUACA